This is a messenger RNA of Zootermopsis nevadensis, 1611 nucleotides long. Its product is annotated as protein-lysine N-methyltransferase EEF2KMT. The record is from RefSeq and is a predicted model, not a curated record. Lineage: Eukaryota; Metazoa; Arthropoda; Insecta; Blattodea; Termopsidae. Gene Ontology annotation, cellular component: protein-containing complex.
AAAACGACAAAGAUAUCAGUCUUGAUGGCCGGUUUACAGGCCGAGAUUUUAACACGGGACCACCCAAAUACGAAACACGAAUGCUAUACACUCCGCCGCGACUUCCUCAUCCAAACUUCAUUUGGCAAUGAUAUCCGAUUUUGUUUGCCCAGUUACUUAAGAACUAGAAUUAAUUUAUAUUCCGUAGGUUUUUCAUUUGACAUUUCAAUGAUGCAGAGUGUGGCAUAUUACAAACAUGUCAAGUCUACCUAACACAAAUACAAAUAAAAAUGUAUGAUACAUAAUUGGUUAUUACCGCUAACUUACUAACUAAAUAACUCCCUGUAGCAGAACCCACCAACGGAAACAAUUCUGAGCCAUCACCAUUCAUUUACAAUCCUCAUUAUUACAACUACACGUUAUACAUACAUUAAAUUAUACUGGGCAAGAGUGACUUGCUACAUGAACUGUGCAGCAGAAGUAACAACAGCAUGUUAGCACAGAAGUUGCUGCUGGAGAAUACAGUGAACCAUCCACUCGUGAAGAAAUUCCCAUUGAAGUUGUCUUACCAACUUGCAUUUCUCAAGGACAUCAUCUCUAAAUUGGAAAGACAUGGACAAGAAGUUCUGGAUGAACUGUAUGCUGCAUACUGUCAUCUUCUGAGUGUUCCCAACAUUGACUCUGGCACUCACUACAGGCACUUUGCGAUAGAUGACUGUGGAACUAUUACUCUCAGGGAGAGCAGCAAGCUCAUAUCUCAGGGAACUACAGGGCUCUGUAGUUGGCAGGCUGCAUUGGCUCUGGCAGACUGGUGCCUGUGUAAUUGCAAAUUCCUUCAAAACAGACAUGUACUGGAGCUGGGAUCAGGGGUUGGUCUCACAGGACUGUGUGUCAGUCUGCACUGCAAGCCAUCCACUUACUGGUUUUCUGACUGCCACCCUGCAGUACUGUGCUUGCUGCAAUCCAACAUCUUGCUGAAUGUAACAGGGCAGAAUGCCUAUGUUCCUGGGGACAGUUAUGAAGAGCAUGCAGCUGUCAGACACACACAUAGUGAUGACAGAAAUGUUACACCGUCAGCGUGUGAAGGCCAUAAACAAACUGAACUGUGUGACAGACGUCAAGUGUUGCUGAGGACAAGGUGUAAUAAUACUGAAACUAGGGUGUUGAACCUCCCUUGGGAAACUGUUCCCAUGAGUAAUAUUGUGACACAGAUAUCUCCAGAGGUUGUUCUAGCUGCAGAUGUGGUAUAUGAUGUAAGUCUGUUCCCUGUGCUGUGUCAAGCAUUCUGCCAUUUGCUCUUCAAGAGGCCUUGUAUUUUACUUCUGGCUUGCACAGUUCGUAACAAGGAGACACUGGAUGCAUUCAUGCAACUUUUGAAAAAGGCUGGUUUGGAAGCUGCUGAAGAGGACCUGCCACCCCCCACAUUUUUGUAUUAUUCCACAGAUGUGCCAGUGAAGUUAUACAGAGUGUCUGCAAACACAUGAGGGCAAGACUACUACAGAUGUAUUGCCCUACUGGAAUGGGCUGUUUUGCUCUAUUCAGACAGACUACAGAACAGUUCUGUUCAACACUGUUAUGGUACAAAAUGCUGAAUCAUGUAAUGGUGCUGUUCAAUAUACCCCUGAAAAUGUU